GAAAAUAAAAUCAAAACAAAAAAAUUAGGGGAAAAUGAUGAGCAACGAAGAAGAAUUAAACUCCUACCAAAAUGCUGAAAAAGAAAACAAUGAAGUCACCAAUAAAGACGGUGACGAAGACUUCAGCAUGGAUGGUUUCAACUACACUGCAUCGGAGGCUUUCAUACAAGGGCUAGCUGGGCUGGUUAAUCAGAGUGAUGUGGAAAACAUAAUCAGAGCCCAAAAACAAAUGUUGCAGCGUUUUGAGAAAACCAAUGAAAUGCUCUUGAAUUGCAAUGCCCUGUCCCAGUCACGUCUGAAACAGGCAACCGAUGACUUCAAGCGACAUUGUAAAGUUCUGGCUGAUAUGAAAAAAGAUUUGGAUUAUAUAUUUCGUAAGAUAAGAUCUAUCAAACAAAAACUAAGCCAUCAAUAUCCACAGGCAUAUGCUGAAGCACCACAACCGCAGCGCAGUAGUUUGGCUGAGGAAGCUGAAGAUGAAACAGAAAUUCGUAAAAAUAAAGAAAAAUCACAAUCGCAGACAGCAGAUGCUGCAACGUCGGCCGGCAGUAAAACUCAAAAAUCAACUACUGUGGAAUAUGUUCAAAUGGAAGAAACCAUGGACAAUGGCAAACCCAUUGAAAAUGAUUUGAUUAAACGUGUUUGUUCCAUUGAAACCACCAAUCCCAAUGAUUCUUCAGAUUGUACCUCCGAAGAUACUGGUUAAGAAUAUCGUGCAGGAAAUGCCCAUAAAUCAAAAUUAUUUAUCCAAAGAUAUUUUAGUUACUUACAUUUAGAUUACCCCAUAAUUUAUAAAUUCUUUUAUUUGUAAGAUCAAAUGUUAUUGGCAUUUAAAGGUCACUUCGCAUGUUUAUUUGGUAGUGAAUAAAGAUCUCAAUUCGAUGAAGUCGUCUUUGAAUACAAUAAAA
Molecule: messenger RNA, 908 nt
Organism: Musca domestica (house fly)
Lineage: Eukaryota; Metazoa; Arthropoda; Insecta; Diptera; Muscidae
Product: kxDL motif-containing protein CG10681
Exons: 2
Coding region: 35-706 (223 amino acids)
Biological process (GO): lysosome localization
Cellular component (GO): BORC complex
Source: RefSeq, a predicted model, not a curated record